UCUUUAAAAACGACAGUUUAACCGCAUCUCUUCUCACGAGCUCUGUUGUUAGUUACACUUCCUGUGUGCUCGAGCUACACAAACGCUGGACAGGACAACGACUUUCACGUACUUAUUGUUUAUAAUAAUGAGGAAGAAUCAGUGUUAAUAGGUGGCACCCCGGAAGGAUGGCAGAGGAAGGCCGCACGGUGUGCGUUCACGGUUUGCCAACAGACGUGGACCAUGAAUGUCUCCGGGACAAACUUCUGAUUCACUUCCUACGCCAGAAGAACGGAGGAGGAGAGGUCAUGUCAGUCACUAUCAUCAGUCGGACACCUCUGCGUGCCCUCAUCACAUUUGAGGAGAGCAGAGUGGUCCAGAGCGUACUUCGUCAUCAUCCUCACAUUUUACAGCUGGGUGGCAUAAAAUACGAACUCUCCCUGAGUCUCCCAAGACAAGAGUCUAUGAGUCUAAAUAAGGUGAUCCUCGAUAUGACUGUGACUGUGGAUUGCAGUCAGCUUCCUCUGGGUGCAGAGACUCUGAAUAUACUGCGCAGUGAGUUUCCAGGUCUACGUACACAACGUGGCUUAUUACAGGACACGUGCACCUUGCAAGGCUGCUACUCUGAUUUUCAAGGCGCCUUUCCUUAUAUGCAGACGUUAGUUAAUCAUCACCUUUCAAAAGCCGAAUAUCCUAAUUUUAGUCGAGACAGAGGUCAAAAUCUUGAGAAGAGGGAAGACCUGGCAAGUGUAAAGAAAUGGGCCAGCUUCACAUCGCAGUCACCAGGAGAUGUCAGCUCUAUAUCCACGGCAGGUUUAGGACAUUACGGACUGCAAGAUAACAAUGAAGCUCUCACUGAACACAGUACUCGGACUAAGAAAAGCAAAGUAGAGGAGGGGGCAGAGUGCAGGAUAGAUGAAGCUAAUUUAGAAGAUCUUUCAAUCAUCAUGGAAGCUGAUGCGUUCGCUUACCUGGAGAACCUUAAAGAGUACAAGCAGAUACUGUGUCUUCAUGGAGUGCAAGUGGUUCAUGUUACAUCCGAGGGGGUCACCACCCUGUACCUACAGUCAGAGGUCCCAAACAGGUCAGGGGUAAAACAGAACAUGCAUCAAGCCCAUAAGGAUCUGAGUCAGCUUUACCAACGGUUAGAGGGUUGUCUGAGAAAAGACCAGAUUCAAAAGAGUGCUCUUUACAUGCCAGACGGACUGACUUCAGCAUUAAAAAAGGUGCAGUUAUUACUGCCUAAUGUUUUGCUUAGCUAUGACCAGGAUAGCAUUUAUAUAGUUGGGGAGAAAAGUGAGGUAUCUCAGGCCAAACAAAUGCUACUGCUUGGGAGAGAGGAAGACGUGAUGCAGAACUUGACAGAAAUGCCACCAUCCUCUUCCAGUUCUCUAUCAGCAUCCCCUGAAUCCUUGGAGAGAGGGCAACAGGUUAAGAGAAAAAUUCAAGUACAUUCUCCAGUGCCCCCUAAACUGAUCGGCUCUAUCACUGAACGAAAAGGGGAGGUUGGGAAAGAAUACAAACUAGCGGCACGGUUUAAGAGCUCUGGACUAGGAGAGAUUGGUGGAGACAUAAGGAGUUUCACGGCUAAAAUGGACAUGCUAAUGUUAGACUCAACACCACCCUUUAGGUCUUCGCUUGGCUCUGCAGGCGCACUCAGUAAUGAACUGACAGGGGAAGGAAUUGAAACAUUCAGGAUGACAAGUCCAAGCUGUAGAGGAGAGGAUGUCCUGUUUAAAAACCAAGACCCGUUAUAUGUGAAUACAUUUGGUGGAACCACCUACAACGCAUCCAAAGCCAAACCAACUACUCCCGCUGGACUCACUUCAACACUGACUACAGGAGUCAAAGUUUCAGUAAACACAAGUGUGAACGCCCUAUCAGCCACUAAUGCUGAAGUGAAGACAGCUGCACCCUCCUCAACAUCGCUGCCCAUUUCCAAAUCCCCCUUAAAAAGAGCCAAUAGUUUCUCAGGUCGGCCACAGCUAAAAGAUCAGGUGAAAAAUAACCAGAUUACAGCUAAGCCAAUGAUUAGUGCAUAUGCCCAUCAAAGAGCAAGAUCCAAUAGCCUCAGUGGCGGUAAACCCAAUGACGAUUGCCAGAUUCCUACAGUAGAAGCAGAACUUACUGUGUCUUGUCUGAUGUGGGGCUACAUAAAGGAGGUCUACUGCAACCAACUGGACUCCAUGAAAUCUGGCUUGCAAAUGACUGAGAAGCAACCAGGCAAAAGUGAUAUGAGCAUAACACUGAAGGGCACAGAUUCAUCAAAGGUUGGAGAAAGUCAUCGGGAGCUUCAGAAUCUAGUGGCUUCGGUAGCCAGCGACUUUUGCAUUCAGGAGUUAAGUUUGACAGGGCUUGGCAGAGUUGAAAAAGAUAAACUGUUUGAAACCUGCUGCUUGAAUGUGCAGUCACGUUUUCGUAAAGUCACCUUGCACACCACGAAGAACAGCAUUUACUUGAUUGGCCCAAAACUGCUCUGCUCACAAGCCAGUGAUAUAUUUAAGGAAGUAUAUUCUGGGCAGAAGUCUCCUUCCUUACCACAGAUGAAGACCCUGCAGGAGAGUAUAGAUCAGGGACCAGCAAAGUCUUCUUUGGGCAUAUGGUCAACAAAAGCUGAUCACUUCAAGUCUGAACAAAGUCGAAAUGAGUUUUCUUUUCAGGAUACAAGCCAAGUGGCUAACAGCACUUGCAAAAGUGGAGGUCAAUCGAUCAAACCAAAAACAGCUACAUUGGAAGGGUUGGAAAACCCUAGAUAUACUAAGGAUGAAUUAUGCAAGACAAAUGCACUAAACCAAUUUGCAAAACCCAGAGAAGACACAAUGAGACAAACAAAUGAUGGGCCAACUUCUUUACCACUUGAAGCACACAAAAAACAAGAUACCUCAAUGGCUUUGAAACUGACCAACCUGCUGUCACAUACCACUUCAGAGCAAUGCGUGUGUGGAGCAAAUAAUGCAUCUGUGAAACGGACCUGUGGUGUCAUCCAUUGUUCUGACAGCGUACAACUGCAUAAAUACUGCCUAGUGUGUGGAAAAGAGGAGAUGAACACUCAGAAGAAGGGGCUAGGGGAUCCAUUUCAAAGUUGUAGCUCAAAAAAUACACAGCAUGAAUAUCAGACGAGAGAUCAGCAUUCAGGACAAGAGGACAGCAAAGAACAUAAGGGCAUCCAAGGCACUAUGACAUGUGUGGAGAUGACUUUUAGUCUUCCAGGCUAUAACAAAUACACAACGGCAAAGAUCACUUACUGCAUACCUGAUGGCAUACAAGGGGACAAGGAUCCUUGUCCUGGGUCACCAUUCGAUGGUGGUCAAUUUGUGGCUUAUCUGCCACUCGAUCCAAAGGGACAAAGUUUAUUGCCAUGCCUGGAAAAGGCAUUUAAUCAAGGCCUAACAUUUACUGUUAGUUCAAGCAAGAAGGCUAGUGGUGAUGCAAAAGUAACCUGGGGCAGGAUCCCCCACAAGACCAGGGUGGAUGGAGGGAAGAGUGGCAAAGGAUAUCCAGACUCCACAUAUCUUACUCGCUUGCGUGAGGCACUGGUGGCUCAUGGGAUUGAAGGAGUACCUGCAAUCAGUCAAGAUCAACUCAAAUCCUGACCUUGAGAAUAAUAAUACAAAUCAUUAAGACCACAAAUAAUUAGUAAACUGUGUAUUACUUCUUUUUAUAUAUUCCCUUCCUACAAAUGUAAAUCAAAUAGCAAUGUAAAUCAGG
Molecule: messenger RNA, 3687 nt
Organism: Carassius carassius (crucian carp)
Lineage: Eukaryota; Metazoa; Chordata; Actinopteri; Cypriniformes; Cyprinidae
Exons: 6
Coding region: 168-3572 (1134 amino acids)
Biological process (GO): Notch signaling pathway; protein ubiquitination
Source: RefSeq, a predicted model, not a curated record